AUCUCUCUCUCACUCCCUCUCAAUAUCUCCAUCUCUUUCCUCUUCUCAUACAUGGUGCCCUCACCCUUGUGGUUUCUCCUCCAAGUUGGUUCACCCGUGGCCAAUGUUAUAAAUGUUGGCAAUGUUUGCAUCACUAAUCGACUUCUGACAGUCUUGAGAUCACCAUUAGAUGUAACCAGAAGGGGGAUUCAAUUCUAUUAUAUUCCGCUUGGGAGUAUAAUCUCACUGUCAUUGCUAAGGUUGUGGAUUCCUGUGUAUAAAUAGCCAGCCAGACCCACGUGCGGGUCGUUUACAGAGAUUAACACGGAUGACGGUCGGUUGUCGGGAAGGGGCAGAGAUCUGGAAAGUGGGUGAACCCGUCCUACAAGCCUGUCUCAUAGAGCAGAGGAUACAAUAAGCCGCAACACCUCUUCCAAGGUAUCUCCAGACUCUGAACGUAGCCCCAUUCUAAAUGACUUCUGUCCACCAAUAAAGUAGGUUAUUGAAGGGUUUUAUUCUCCGUAACGGUGCAGGGGUCAGUUCCUACCGGUCAGGCGGCUGGUAUCAGCUACAAGGCUGGUUGUCUCUUUGUGCACAUCGUCUUCCUCGUCAUAAUUAUCGGAUAUUGUCUGAAUCUAUUCAGGAGGACUUUUGACAGCCUUCGCAUUACCCCCUAGGGCAUCAUGAGGACAUUUGUAGUAUCCAUCUUUUUAUUAUGUGUUGCUGGCCGUGCCUAUGGGCAAGCCAUGCCUGGACAGAGUAUGUACCCGAUGGAGGGGUGUGCUCCAGGAUGGACUAAUUUCGGCAAAUUCUGUUACAAAUACUUUUGGGAACGUCUACCGUUUAUGCAGGCCCAGAUUAAAUGUCUAAGUUUCCGUGCCAGUCCGUUGGCCCCUAGAGGAUACCUCGUCACGGCCAAGGACCAGCAGCACAAUAGGUUUCAACACAAUUUCCUCAGGUUUACAGGCGGAGGAAACAACAAAGUAUGGAUGGGACUCGCUGAAAGGCGUUAUAAUGAAUUCUGGUGGGCAGAUGGCACGCCUUUCCAUCCACAUGACUGGAACCUGUUUAAACCGGAUCAACCUCAACAAAACCACCACAUCGAUGGAGUACAUACCUUUGAUAAUUAUCCAUACCAAACAUGGGUAACUUCUAGCCACGAGACACAAAUGUCUUUUAUUUGCCAAUAUAAAUAUCUUCCAUGAUGGAACCUUCAUAACAAAAAUAUUUCACGCUAAUCAAUAUAGGAAUUUAUAAAUUACACACGCGCCUUUGGUGGAAAUAUGAGGCUUUCGAGCGCUACUGAAGGGAAGGAAAGACAUUCCAGAUAAAAAUCUAUCUGCGCUUAAUCUCUCGUUAUUUCUUUAGGAUAUGAGCAUGCGCAGAUGGGUUUUAUCCGCAUCUUCCAUCUUCUUUGCCUUCCACCAUGUACUCGGAAGCUCCAUAUUCGGAAGGUGUGUGUUAACUAAAU
Messenger RNA from Lytechinus variegatus (green sea urchin), 1450 nucleotides. RefSeq names its product lithostathine-like. Lineage: Eukaryota; Metazoa; Echinodermata; Echinoidea; Temnopleuroida; Toxopneustidae. The record is from RefSeq and is a predicted model, not a curated record. The transcript is spliced from 3 exons. The coding region runs from base 663 to 1184 and encodes 173 amino acids.